Fusarium vanettenii 77-13-4 is the source of this 1842-nucleotide messenger RNA. RefSeq lists its product as uncharacterized. Lineage: Eukaryota; Fungi; Ascomycota; Sordariomycetes; Hypocreales; Nectriaceae. Gene Ontology annotation, molecular function: protein-transporting ATPase activity; protein binding. Bases 1 to 1842 code for a protein of 613 amino acids. Gene Ontology annotation, biological process: intracellular protein transport. Gene Ontology annotation, cellular component: mitochondrial outer membrane. The record is from RefSeq and is a predicted model, not a curated record. The transcript is spliced from 3 exons.
AUGCCUCCGGGCAACCCCACGGCUAUCCCUGUCGACCCUUCCUCUGGAGUCUGGGACCGGAUAACAAACUGGGUCUCAGAGAACAAGGCCGUUGCCUACACCAUUGCCGGUGUCUCCGUCGUUGUUACGGGCGCCGGUAUCGUCUACUACCUCUCUGAUUCCUCCAAAGAUACAUCCCCCAAGCUCAGCAAGAAGGAGAGGAGAAAGCGCAAGGAGGCCGAGCGCAAGGCUGCUGAGACCAAAGAGACCCCCUCCACCGGUCCAUCUCAACCCAAGCCCGUGACUGCCGAGAGCGAGCCGGAGCUGCCCGAGAUCGAUGAGGAGACAGUCGCUACUCUCACCCAGCAGCAGCGUGAUGAGUAUGCCGCAAAGCUGAAGCAGGCCGGUAACAAGGCCUACGGCGACAAGGCCUAUAACAAGGCCAUUGACCUCUACUCCAAGGCCAUUCUCUGCAAGGCCGAUCCCGUCUUCUACUCCAACCGAGCCGCCUGCCAUAGCGCCAUGAGCGAAUGGGACCAGGUCAUUGAGGAUACCACCGCCGCCAUCAGCAUGGACCCCGAGUACGUCAAGGCCAUCAACCGCCGCGCCACCGCCUACGAGCACCAGAAGAAGUACUCCGAGGCCCUGCUCGACUUCACUGCGUCAUGCAUCAUCGACAACUUCAAGAGCGAGUCUACCGCCCAGGCCGUCGAGAGGCUUCUCAAGACCUUUGCCGAGCAAAAGGCCAAGGAGAUGAUGGCUUCCCGACCACCCAAGCUGCCCAGCCCCAUCUUUGUCGGCAACUACCUUCAGAGCUUCCGCCCCAAGCCCCGACCUGCCGGCCUCGAGGAGUCGGAGGAGCUGGACCCCGAAACCGGCAAGGGACAGAUGCAGAUCGGACUUGAGGCACUGGAGAAGAAGACUGGCGAUGGCUACGAGGAGGCGCGACAGGCGUUUGAGAAGGCUCUUGAGCUUGGCGAUCUCGGCGAGUAUGAGGCGCUCGCCUACAACAUGAGGGGUACUUUCCGCACUCUCCUCGGCAACCACGCCGAUGCCACCAACGACUUCGACAAGAGCAUCGAGCUUGACCCCACCAUGACCCAGAGCUAUAUCAAGAGGGCGAGCAUCAGCCUGGAGCUUGGCGAGCCUGAUAAGGCCGAGGCCGAAUUCGCCAAGGCCCUGGAGCAGGACAACAACGACCCCGACGUCUACUACCACCGUGCUCAGGCUCACUUCAUCAAGGGCGACCUCGCCGAUGCCCAGAAGGACUAUCAGAAGUCAAUUGAUCUCGACAAGGAUUUUAUCUUCUCUCACAUCCAGCUCGGUGUCACCCAGUACAAGAUGGGCUCAAUCGCAUCCUCCAUGGCUACGUUCCGACGAUGCAUUAAGAACUUCCCCAAGGUGCCCGAUGUCUACAACUACUACGGCGAGCUGCUCCUCGACCAGGGCAACUUCUCGGAAGCCGUCGAGAAGUUCGACACUGCCAUGGAGAUGGAGAAGCAGACCAAGCCCAUGUCGAUGAACGUGCUGCCCCUCAUCAACAAGGCCCUGGCUCUCUUCCAAUGGAAGCAAGACUUUAAGGAGGCCGAGGCUCUCUGUCAGAAGGCCCUUAUCAUCGACCCUGAGUGUGAUAUUGCCGUCGCCACUAUGGCUCAGCUCCUCCUCCAGCAGAACAACGUGCCCGCUGCUCUCAAGUACUUUGAACGCGCCGCAGAGCUCGCCCGAACCGAGGGCGAGAUCGUCAACGCCUUGUCAUAUGCUGAGGCGACCCGAACACAAGUCCAGGUCACCGAGAAGUACCCCAAGCUGGCAGCCAAGCUGGCGGGUGGUGGUCCCGGUGGGCUCCGAAUGGGUCCCCAAUAA